Saimiri boliviensis boliviensis (Bolivian squirrel monkey) is the source of this 473-nucleotide messenger RNA. It is a transcript of the gene TMEM256, whose product is annotated as transmembrane protein 256. Gene Ontology annotation, cellular component: membrane. NCBI's taxonomy places the organism in Eukaryota, Metazoa, Chordata, Mammalia, Primates, Cebidae. The record is from RefSeq and is a predicted model, not a curated record.
GGCCUAGGCGGCGUUCGUCCCGUGCGUCCUGUUCUACAGCUAUGGCCGGGUCAGCGGCAGCUUUCCGCCGCCUGGGCGCUUUGUCCGGAGCUGCGGCCUUAGGCUUGGCCUCCUACGGCGCGCACGGCGCCCAAUUCCCAGAUGCCUACGGAAAGGAGCUCUUUGACAAGGCCAACAAACACCACUUCUUCCACAGCCUGGCCCUGUUAGGGGUGCCCCAUUGCAGAAAGCCCCUCUGGGCUGGGUUACUGCUAGCUUCCGGAACGACCUUAUUCUGCACCAGCUUUUACUACCAGGCUCUGAGUGGAGACCCCAGCAUCCAGCCUUUGGCCCCUGCGGGAGGGACCCUGCUACUCUUGGGCUGGCUUGCCUUGGCUCUUUGAGCUUCCUUUUGCUUAAUUACUGGGUUUUCUGGGCAGUUUUUUAAAAAACAGUUGGAGUAAAAAGAGGAUUAAAAAGGAAAGGCAAAUAAA